UGAUGAGAGUGGCUCAUCAACAGUCAGGUGUGGCCGCGGCGGAGGGGAGCCUUUCAGCCCGCAACGCAGCCCCGGAGCUCCACGGAGACGAGUCACCCGUCCCAGCCGGACCUGGAGAGCGUCCGCCGCCGCCUAAGCGUUCACGCCAGCGGGAAACCGAGACCCGGAGAAGUGAGAGCUCCGCAGGAAGGAACUGAAAUCAACGGAGUCUGGAGAAACCUUCAGGAGCUGCCUCCAAAAGAGGAAAUGGGUUUCUUCUCACAAAAGGAUGGAGUCGUGUUCAUGAGCAACGGGUGAAAAGCUUUCGCCACGUGAAGGUGUGGAACCGCCACCACGGCCGGGCGUGGACGCUGCUCUGAGCACAGCUGGAAAUCCCCCUGAAGGAGCCCCGCCACCCUGCCACUGGAACGGUCCCGGCCCAAAAGGCAUGACUCACAGACGCAGAACUCUGCUGGUUUUACCUCCGAGCCAAAGGAUGAUGCGCAGCGCCGGAAAUGCGCCGUAAUCUGUGGAGCAGCUCCUGAGCGGGCGGGCGGUGUUCUGGAGCCAAACGAACAAAAACUGCACCAACCCUUUGGAGACGAAAGACCCCAGCGUCUUCUGAAACUGGUUUCACUGGGAGCUCCAAUCGGAGGCCGUUCAGAUGGCCGGGAAAGACUACAACCAUCUGUUCAAGCUGCUCAUCAUUGGAGAUUCCAAUGUCGGCAAAAGCAGCCUUCUGCUCCGCUUCGCGGACCAAUCCUUCUCCGGCAACUACAUCACCACCAUCGGCGUCGACUUCAAGAUCCGAACGGUGGACAUCAACGGGGAGCGGGUGAAGCUGCAGAUCUGGGACACGGCGGGCCAGGAGAGAUUCCGGACCAUCACUUCCACGUACUACAGGAACACGCACGGCGUCAUCAUCGUUUACGACGUGACCAAACCCGAGUCCUUUGUGAACGUGAAAAGGUGGUUGAGUGAGAUCUCCCAGAACUGCGACAACGUCUGCAAAAUUCUGGUGGGGAACAAAAACGAAGACCCGACCAAGAAGAAAGUGGAAACGCAGGACGCCGUGCGCUUCGGGGAGUCGGUGGGAGUUCGGGUCUUUGAGACGAGCGCCAAAGCCAACAUAAACGUAGAGGAGAUGUUCAUGGCUUUCACCCACAUGGUGCUGAACGCCAAGAAGCAGAGCCAGAGCCGAGCCGAGCGCGAACGGGAGCGGGACGACACGGUCAACUUCAACGCCAAGAGAGACCACGACCGCCGGAAGAGAGCGAAGAAAUGCUGCUGAGGAGCUAAAGGACCGUUUCAGCAGCAGCAGCAGCAGGAGGAGGAGGUGAAAAGGAGUCACCGAUCGGCCUGCUGGUGAAUCACCCAACAGGAACUGUGAGCUUCAGCAGCCGGCAGCGUUCUGCUCCCGUUCAUGUUUCGUUUCAGAAAAAUGUCAUGAAUGCGACGCAACAGCCCAGCAGUGAAGACGGCAGGUCCUCAUGUGAAUGAAUCACAACAGGAAGCAGCUGACGGAGCGUCACAAACGAUCUGGAACAUUCCUCCUGAUAAUCUGUGGCGCGUUCACUGCAAUCUGUAAUUGUCCUGCUGUCGAACAAACACCAGCCCGUCCCGCUAACUCUCCCCUAGAACCCGAUCUGCUAAUCCAGAGUGAGUGUAAACGCUGAAAGGGAACCGCUUGAGUCCAGAACUUCAGUCUUCAGCUUCUAAACGUCUGGCUUUGAUUUGCAAUAGAAAAAAAGCAAUAAACUGUUUUUGUGAAUUUGAAGACGA
Oryzias latipes (Japanese medaka) is the source of this 1761-nucleotide messenger RNA. RefSeq names its product ras-related protein Rab-35. NCBI's taxonomy places the organism in Eukaryota, Metazoa, Chordata, Actinopteri, Beloniformes, Adrianichthyidae. Gene Ontology annotation, molecular function: GTPase activity; GTP binding. The record is from RefSeq and is a predicted model, not a curated record.